UUUGUAUCUCCUGCUGCCAAGUCGUUUCUCGGGUUCCUGAGGUGUGACCAGGAAAACUGAGUUCCAUCCUGUGAAAACUCAUGAAAAUAUAAAUUACUGCUCUUCAUCCUUAUCGUGUCGGUUGCUUAGCAGACUGCUCUGACAUUCUUUUACUGUGAAGCUCCAGGAAAGUUUGUAGACGAAUAAAUUUCACUGGACUUUCCAUCUGCAUGGAAAAAUCCCUGACUUUAGAUUUUUGGGUGAACUGUUGACUUUGUCUGGAUACUUUUGUCCAUGUGGUGUAUCUGGAGCCCAGAACUCCCAUGCAGCUGCGCGCUGACAGGCCGUUUUCCUAUCACAGUCACGCCGACUGAGACAUAAAGUCGGCGUGAAGACUGAAGUCUAACCGACAGAUUCUGGUGGGUGUCCUCGUGACCACUUGUUUACGCUGACGUAGCCCCGCCCCUGACGGUCCGCGUGCAGCUGACGGUGAGUUCAGUCCGACUGGAGCCUCGCGAGCAGCGAACAGAUCACCGACCAUCCGACGUGUCGUGUUGAACAGGUAACUCAGCGAACGGCUGUCGGCGUCUCCGGUCAGGUUGAAAGCAGCCCUGAGAUGGAGGAGCUUCACGAUGUCCAGCUGACUGAGAUCAAGCCGCUCCUGACAGGACAGAACGGCAGAAACCUGCAGGACUUUGACUGUCAGGAGCACGACGUGGAGACGGCCCAUGGCGUGCUGCAUGUCACCAUGAGGGGCGUCGCUAAGGGCAACCGACCCACGAUCCUCACCUACCACGACAUGGGACUGAACCAUAAGUCGUGUUUUAACAGCCUGUUUAACUACGAGGACAUGCAGGAAGUGACACAGCAUUUCUCAGUUCUGCACGUCGAUGCUCCAGGACAGCAGGAGAACGCUCCUGUAUUCCCCACUGGGUACCAGUAUCCCACCAUGGAUGAGCUGGCUGAGAUGCUGCCGUCUGUAUUCACACAGCUUCAGGUGAAGAGUGUGAUCGGUGUUGGCGUCGGAGCUGGAGCCUACAUCCUCACCAAACUGGCUAGGCUGCUGGUGAUGAUGAUGAAGCUUGCUGUUGUGUUUCAGCUGAAUGAACCCAGUCUGGUGGAGGGUUUGGUUCUGAUCAACAUCGACCCCUGUGCUAAAGGCUGGAUGGACUGGGCUGCAUCCAAGCUGAGCGUCUGGACGAGCAACCUGGUGGACGUGAUCAUGGGACACCACUUCAGCACUGACGAGCUGACAGAGAAUAAGGAGAUCGUCCAGACGUACAGACUCCACAUCUCUCAGGACAUACCGCAGGACAACUUGUCCAUGUUCUACUACAGCUAUGACAGUCGUACUGAGUUGCAGAUGGAGCGACCGGUCCCUGGUCUGAACGAGAACACAGUCACCACACUCAGGUGUCCUGCCCUGCUCGUGGUUGGAGACACGUCACCUGCUGUUGAUGUUGUGGUGGAGUGUAACUCCAGACUGAACCCUACCAAGACCACCCUGCUCAAGAUGGCAGACUGUGGAGGACUUCCUCAGGUGGUGCAGCCUGGAAAACUAGCAGAGGCCUUCAAGUAUUUUGUCCAGGGGAUGGGCUACAUGCCCACAGCUGGCAUGACCCGGCUGGUUCGCUCCAGGACUCACUCUGCCUCCAGCGUCGGCUCCACAGACGGCGCCCGGAGCCGCAGUGCCGCCAACACACUGCCUGAGGGCGCCGGCAGCCCCGAGCACACAGCAGCACACAGCAUCAAGAUGACUGCAUAGGACUUCCCGUUUCCUCUCUGACUCUCCUCAAACGACGUGGGACUGUCCUCCACGCCGCCGCCUGGCGGUUCUACGAUUUAGUUGUACAUGUUGCUCCCAGAGAGCUGAAACGGGUCACGUCUUACGUCCCAGUAGAGCUGACUGCCGUCACUGCCCUUAGAUGUCUUUAGAGGUGACUGCUGUCUGCGGCAGCCAUGUUGGCUCUACUCUCCUGUUGGUCCAAGCCACGCGGUUGCCCUGGUGACUCUGUAGCUGGACUCAGCUCGUUCAUAUUUACGUAGAGUUGUGUUGUGCUUCUGCAGUGGACAGUUUUGGUCAGACCAUGUCUUUACUUCUCCUCGUUUUGUUAUCACAGUCUUAUGGUGAUCUUUAUUGUUUAGUGAUGACUUGAUGGUGCUGUUGGUUUAUAUGAAGGUCAGCGGUUUUCCUUGUCGUAGAUCUCCAGUGACGUUUAGGCAGUAUUGAAAGAUAAAUGAAUGUUCGGUGGCCCAGAAACAGUUUUCAUUACCAGUCCUGCUGCUUCCUGUCUGGAAGCCUGAGAAUACAGGAAAGCAAUGAAAACAUCCAUCAGAACUCACCUGCAGGCUUCUGACUUGUAACCAAACUCCAGGGUUCAGAACAGUGAAACAAAGCGUAGACGGUACAUCAUGAGAACGUUCCUCUUCUGCCGUCCCUUCGUCGGACUGUUCCCCACCACAGCUUGUCCUCCUGAUAAGACGUGUCCCCGAGAAGCCGUGGAGCUCAGCACAAGAUGCACCAAAACUUCUAAUGCUUAUUGUUCAGCAGACCUGAUAUUUUCUUCUCCAGAUGUUAGAACGUCUUUUCUUGGUGUUUUUGAGAAAAACGAAAGCUCAGUUCUGUGACUUGUAACGUUGAAACAUGAGAUGCACAAGCUGUGUGACUUUGUUCAGUGUUUGUCUCACUCAGACAUCACUGAGGUCUCAGUGGAUGACAAGUUAAAAAAAUCCACUUUGACGUGAACUUCAUGUGAAUGAGAGGCUGGCAGCUUCUUGCUGGUUUUCCAGACUCUAGUGGAUUUAAGAGCUGAUAAUUUGAGGGUAAAGUUGUUGCUUUCUCCUCCGGCCCCUUUGAUGGGGAUCCUGAGGUGACCCGCUGACUGCUGCUGUUCCUGAUUCUGGACUGUGACUGAGUUGUUGUUCAGACGUGAACCUGCUUGUCGACACCUCGGAGACAGGAAGAAAAACCACACGCGUCCACCGGCUCCUUUGAUUGGGUGUAGAAUAGGAUCAAGUUCCCAAAUCAAGAGUGCAUGUGGAAAAUUCCAAACUAAACUAGGAUAUAAAUUGUUUUUGAUGUUGAUUAUUGAUUAGUUUGCAUUCUGGUGCGCUUCAUCGUGGUGCUGCGACUCU
Molecule: messenger RNA, 3114 nt
Organism: Scatophagus argus
Lineage: Eukaryota; Metazoa; Chordata; Actinopteri; Scatophagidae
Product: protein NDRG3-like
Exons: 16
Coding region: 596-1744 (382 amino acids)
Biological process (GO): signal transduction
Cellular component (GO): cytoplasm
Source: RefSeq, a predicted model, not a curated record